AUGAGUCAAAUGUCGCCAGCGUCUCCUACCUCGCCAACGUCACCAACAUCGCCAACGUCACAACAAAGAUUCGAUGAGCACGGCGAAGCUAGUGGUAGUCAAACACGGCAAAGUAUUAUAUCGAACCCCAUUGCGCAGCUGCAACGCCAAACAAGCAAUGACGAUAACAUGCGAUCUCCACCAUCCCGGGGCACGGAAAUGACGGAACAAGAAACUUUGGACAGAAUAACAGCGAAUACGAGCCCUAGCCAUGGCCAUUAUCCUGCGGGGAGUUUGACUGAUAGUGUUCGUCCUCUUCAACAAGGCAAGACUUCCGAUACAGGUCACUUUCAGCAUAACAUCAUUGUGGACAAGAGUUAUAAGGACCUACACAACCUGCCCAGCCCGAUUAAAUCUCCACGGUCGUUUCGAUCAAGCUUUCUUAUGCCGGGUCGAAGUAACGAAGGCCAGCAAAGUCAGAAUCGCAGUACCGAAGGAGCUGAGAAACUCUCUUCGUCCGCAUCUUCACCACAGUUCAGACCUGUAGACUCUCAUACUGAGCGUCAUCCCCGGGUCUCUCAUAAGCCAAGUCAGAAAUCAGAUCUCGGACGUGUUCAUCAGUAUUUCGAUGGCAACACAGUAUUCUGUCUUGGUGGUCGCUGGCAAAACACAAGAGGGAGACCUGUUAAUAUUGCGACUGGUAUCUUUGUCAUCAUUCCUUGCGCUCUGUUCUUUGGUUUUGAAGCACCUUGGUUAUGGAAGCAUGUAUCGCCUGCGAUACCUAUUGUUUUUGCAUACCUUGCGUAUAUAUGUUUCUCUUCCUUCAUCCACGCCUCUGUUACGGACCCUGGGAUUCUUCCGCGAAAUCUUCACCAGUUUCCCCCUGUCGACGACAACGACGACCCUCUCCAACUCAGCCCGCCCACGACAGAUUGGGCAUUGAUAAAAUCUGCGGAAUCAUCAACAGCCGCCAUGGAAGUUCCGGUUAAGCACUGUAGAACAUGCAAUAUCUGGCGACCACCCCGUGCCCACCACUGUCGUUUAUGCGAUAACUGUAUCGAAACCCAUGAUCAUCACUGCGUGUGGCUCAACAACUGUGUCGGGAAACGUAAUUACCGAUAUUUCUUUACCUUUGUUACAUCCGCAACUAUCCUUGCAGCAUACCUCAUCGCCACUUCUCUUACACAGAUUCUUCUUUACAAGAAUCGUGAAGGCGUCUCAUUCGGAAAAGCUAUUGACCACUUCCGAGUUCCUUUUGCGUUGGUAUUUCUUGGGUUUAUCUCCUUCCUUUAUCCUGCUGCUUUGAUGGGAUAUCAUGUCUUCCUUAUGGCGCGAGGCGAAACGACUAGAGAGUACAUGAACUCACACAAGUUUGCUAAGAAGGAGCGUUUCCGGGCAUUCUCUCAAGCCAACAUGUUCAAGAACUUUGUUGUCGUUCUAUGCCGCCCUCGACAACCCACGUAUUAUCAGUUCAAGGCGCAUUAUCAUGAAGGCGACCAACGCCUAGGCAUUCGACGAGACAAGCGGCCGAGAUCGAGCUCUCAGGGAUUGGAAAUGCACGACGUUGUCCCUGGAAGUUCUGGUUUCCAAGGUCCAGUGGCUCUGAGAAGUGAACACAGUCAUUAG
Molecule: messenger RNA, 1605 nt
Organism: Fusarium proliferatum ET1
Lineage: Eukaryota; Fungi; Ascomycota; Sordariomycetes; Hypocreales; Nectriaceae
Exons: 2
Coding region: 1-1605 (534 amino acids)
Biological process (GO): protein targeting to membrane; peptidyl-L-cysteine S-palmitoylation
Cellular component (GO): endoplasmic reticulum; Golgi apparatus
Molecular function (GO): protein-cysteine S-palmitoyltransferase activity
Source: RefSeq, a predicted model, not a curated record